Molecule: messenger RNA, 2177 nt
Organism: Rhodamnia argentea
Lineage: Eukaryota; Viridiplantae; Streptophyta; Magnoliopsida; Myrtales; Myrtaceae
Product: rust resistance kinase Lr10-like
Exons: 3
Coding region: 3-2018 (671 amino acids)
Biological process (GO): protein phosphorylation
Molecular function (GO): polysaccharide binding; protein kinase activity; ATP binding
Source: RefSeq, a predicted model, not a curated record
GCAUGGUUUAUGCUCUCGCCUCCAUGAACACCCGUCGAGUGUUGCUCCUCAUUCUUGCUCUAUUUGUAGUGAUGACUUGCGGCGUCGAGAGUAGACGGCAGUGCUUCCCUUCAUCCUGUGGUGACAUUCACAAUAUAAGCUAUCCGUUUCGACUGAAAAGUGACCCGAAAGGAUGCGGCUUCUUGGAUUUCGAGUUGGCUUGUGAAGAUAAUCGCACUAUUGGAUAUUGGUCUGAUGAUGAUCGAUACUAUGUAAAGUCUAUUGAUUAUUCCAACCACCGAAUCAGAUUCGUUGACGACGGACUGCAAAGGGAUAACUGCUCGUCUCUUCCCCGUCGUUCGGUGUUGGGGUAUGAUGGGCACAAUGGCACUAAUCUUAACGUAAGUACAUUGGUCAUUGUGAACUGCUCAAAGCCAGUUGAUUCUCCAGUCUAUAUUGCUACCAGUCCAUGCGUGAAGGGGCCGUACUCUUCCAACACGUCAUCAAAUUGGAACUCGUAUGCUUUAGUCAAUCCGAAAGCAUCAUAUAUCCGGGAUUUUUGCACCAUUCAGUAUUGGACGUGGGUAUCAUAUAAUUUUGGGGGUGAAGAGCAGAUUAAUAGUAGCUCCUACAACUACGAGCGUAUCCAUAACAUCAUGUCCGAUGGAUUUGUUCUCCACUAUGGUUAUGAUUUUUUUACAUCGAAGUGGACUUUCUUUUGCUACUUUGAUUUGUAUGGCUACUUCCAUUUCUAUAACUACUUUCAUUCUGGUCGCUUAGCAAGUAGCUUUUCCGGAGGUCAGGUUUGCAGAUCCAAGUACUAUUAUGGUGGUGUCCUAGACGAUAUUGCCUUUUGGACAGCUUGGGAUAUUACAAUACUAUUAGUGCUUUUCUGUGUAGUGAAGUUCGUUAUCGGGAUGCCGUUUGUCGCGAUAUUUCUGAUCUACAAGUACAGAAGAAGGCAUUUAGCAAUGGACCAUAACAUCGAAGAAUUCUUACAAGCUCAUAACAACUUUUUGCCCAUAAGGUACUCUUACUCGAAUAUUAAGAAAAUCACCAGAAACUUUAAGCACAAGCUAGGUGAAGGGGGUUAUGGUUCCGUGUACAAAGGAACGCUCAGAAGUGGCAAUGAAGUGGCUGUCAAAAUUUUGAAAAAGUCCAAGGGCCAUGGCCAAGAUUUCAUUAGUGAAGUGGCUACUAUUGGGAGAAUUCACCAUUUUAAUGUGGUGCAACUCACUGGUUUUUGCUUUGAAGGCACGAAACAAGCUCUUGUGUAUGAUUUCAUGUCAAAUGGAUCUUUGGAUAAGCAUAUUUUCACUAAGGAUGGUGAUAAGUUUCUGGAUUACAAGAAAAUAUACGAGAUCGCUCUUGGGGUGGCGAAUGGGAUUGAAUACUUACAUCGGGGGUGUGACAUGCAAAUACUACAUUUUGAUAUUAAACCGCACAACAUUCUUUUAGACAAGAAUUUCACUCCGAAAGUUUCUGAUUUUGGACUCGCGAAACUUUACCCCACCGAUCAUAGCAUAGUCUCUCUUACUGCUGCAAGAGGAACUUUAGGAUAUAUGGCGCCUGAGUUGUUCUACAAAAACAUCGGUGGUGUAUCUUAUAAAGCGGAUGUCUAUAGCUUCGGGAUGUUGCUCAUGGAAAUGGCAGGUAGAAGGAAAAAUGUAAAUGCAAAUGCGGAACACUCGAGCCAAAUUUAUUUUCCGAUGUGGGUGUAUGACAAAGUCAAUGAAGGAGAAAGUAUUGAAAUGGAAGAGGCUGUGGAAGAGGAAAGGAAGUUGAGGAAAAAGAUGAUAAUGGUUGCACUUUGGUGUAUACAAUUGAUCCCCGACCAUCGGCCCCCGAUGAAUAAAGUCUUAGAAAUGCUUGAAGGAGAUAUUGGUAAUAUUCAAAUGCCUCCAAAACCGCUUUUUUACACACCAAAUGAGCUAGUUGACGAUGACAAAGCUGAGAUGGAAUUAGAAACAUUCUCGAUUUCAUCAAGCGCUCCCAUAAUUUUCGCUAGUUUCCCAUUUGGAGAUAGCAAUGAUGUUUAGAGGACCAUGCACAGUUUGAUUGGAAAAGGUUUGUUCCCCAAAAUAUAGUAUUAUGUUUGGGAGGGAGGUAAGCCAGUUUAGCUUAUCAAGUGAUUACAUUUUGUCUUGGUCUAGCUCUUAGGUUAGUGUUGUGUUAUUGUACUUCAUAUAUAGUUUCAC